This is a messenger RNA of Salvia splendens (bonfire salvia), 1334 nucleotides long. RefSeq names its product NAC domain-containing protein 100. Gene Ontology annotation, biological process: regulation of DNA-templated transcription. Bases 212 to 1084 code for a protein of 290 amino acids. The transcript is spliced from 2 exons. The record is from RefSeq and is a predicted model, not a curated record. Gene Ontology annotation, molecular function: DNA binding. Lineage: Eukaryota; Viridiplantae; Streptophyta; Magnoliopsida; Lamiales; Lamiaceae.
ACUAUCUUUGUCAAAGUGUUAGCUGUAAAUAUCAUAAUAAACAAAGACUUUAUAGUAAGGAGAAGAAGAGGCUUGUCGACGAAGGAUCGAUCAACUGGGCAAAGCUAUGAAGGAUAAAAAGGGGCCAUUAAUAGCCGGCUCUGGAUGCUGCCCUCCCUACUCGAUCCGCUUCGUUUCUUGCACGAGCUAAAAACGAACACAAGACAGCACGAUGGAGGAAACUCAGCUUCCUCCGGGGUUCAGAUUCCACCCUACGGAUGAAGAGCUCAUCACAUACUACCUUAGCAAUAAAGUCUCGGAUUUCGAAUUCACAACUAGGGCUGUUGCUGAUGUUGAUCUUAACAAGUGUGAGCCUUGGGAUCUACCAGCAAAAGCAUCAAUGGGGGGAAAAGAGUGGUACUUCUUCAGCCUUCGCGACCGGAAGUACCCAACAGGGCUGAGGACGAACCGGGCGACAGACGCCGGGUACUGGAAAACGACGGGAAAAGACAAGGAGAUAUACCGCGGGAGCGCGCUGGUGGGGAUGAAGAAGACUCUCGUGUUCUACCGGGGGCGGGCCCCCAAGGGCGAGAAAACCAACUGGGUGAUGCACGAGUACCGCCUCGACACCACCUUCAAGCCCGCCAAGGAGGAAUGGGUCGUCUGCCGAAUCUUCCAGAAGACCGCCGCCGUCAAGCGCCCACACCCCUCCCCGCCCGACGAAUCGUCCCCCGGCGACAUCGAGCUUCCCAGCUUCGGCAUGCCCGUCUCUCCGCCGCAGCAGCCUGACAUCAAUGCUAUGCAGAAUUAUGCUAAUGAUGGUAGUAGCGUGAUGAGCUGGAAUGCAGAUGCGGCGGUUAACUCGAUGCCGCCAUGGCCGUUGCUCAGCACGAGUCUGUCGAUGAAUCUGCUGCUGCACACGGCGCUGCAGCAGCAGACUCUGCCGGGGGAUGGUUACGGAUUCGUGGCGCAGAUGAAUGUGUUUGGGAGGCAUGAUUUUGGAGGGUCGGGUUUCAAUAUGGGUUCGACUUCUGGGGGUGUGGAGUCGGUGCCGCAGGGGCAGCUGCUAGCGUUGCCGUAUAAUGUGGACUCAAAUAUUUGGUGAGACUAAAUUGACAUGGAAGCAGCAGUCAGGACAAACUAAGAGGUAUAGGGGUAUCCGAUUAGAGUGGGUAAUGUGGAGGUGGGGGUGAUUAAUUAGGGUAGGCGAUGGGCAAAGUCCAUUGCCGGAAUAAAUCAAGAGAAUAAUCGUAGGAUGUACUAGUUAUUUAGCCGCUGCAUAUGUCCGUUGUAAAUUGUACGUAUGUAUGUAUGUUUUGUUGAAAACUUUACGCAUCGAUUCUCUCGCUCCAACC